UUGGGCAUUGUUAUAACUUUUACCCAACACUCGAUUUUAAGUGUUGUCAAUGUUGAUAUUUCAUUGAGCAUCUAGUGCAAUAUGGGUUCUUCUCAAACAAAAUACCCGGUUUUGACUGAGGAUGUUUUGGAAGAUUACACAAUGCUUACUUAUUUAAGUAAAGGUGAAAUUUAUCAUGUACUGAAAAAGUUUCAUUCAAUUGAUCCUGAAAAAGUAAACGCAAACUUAUCUCACCGAUUUCCCAAAGAGGACAUUUUAAGGAAGUUCGAUGUAUUGAAAAACAACCCUUACCAGGACCGUAUGUUUCGUGUUUUCUCAUCACAAAAAGACGACUGCCUUUCAUUUGAAGAUAUUUUGGAUAUGUGUUCGGUGAUGAGCCCAGAUUGUCCGCCAGACGUCAAGGCAUCCUGGGCAUUCAGGAUAUUCGAUAUAGACGAAGAUAAUCAAAUAACUAAGAAGGAUAUUAUCAAUAUCAUUGAUCGACUUACCUGGGAUCCUACGAACCGAGCGAACAUAAUUCUUCGAGAAGACAAAAUUAAAAUUGCAAAUAUUAUUCUAGAUGAAAUCAAACUCGAUCAUUCAGGUGGGAUUGGUUUCUCAGAAUUCAAGUUCAUCAUCUCCAGAGUUCCGGAGCUUUCAAACUCAUUUUACUUUCGACUGUAGUGAAAAUUGCUUCAGUUUUUUUUUUAAUAAUAAUAAUAACAUUAAUCUAAAUCUUAACAUUUCUCUUCUAUACAAUCUUGUGCAUUUUGAAGGCCGUAUUAUAAGUAUACUCCGGAGCCAGUUCUGGAAAACAGCAGUGCCAAGCUUACUGGGACCGAUCUAUCAUCACGGACAGAACGAUCAUUGCUAAUAAGCCUGAUAUUGUGUCGGUAGAUCGGUUAGAGCGUCGGGCAUUUAUUGUUGAUAUCACCAUCCCGUGUGAUGAUAACCUUGUGAAAGCUGAAAUAGACAAAUUGUCGAAGUACCUAGACUUGACACACGAGGUUACUGACAUGUGGGAUGUUGAUUCAACAAUAAUUGUCCCAAUAGUCGUUUCCGUAAACGGUCUUAUAGCAAAGAGCCUCGACCAUCAUCUCAAGAGGCUCUCACUUAAUAACUGGAUAAAGGGUCAGUUACAGAAAGCUGUUUUGGGAACGGCACGCAUCGUGCGGAAGUUCCUCAGUCUGUCGCCCUAACCACCGGCGGAAUUGUCGUGAACCAACGCCGGCGGGACUCUAUUUUUUAUAUUAUAUUUGUAAUAUUUUUUAUAAAUAUGUUAUAUAUAUAUAAAUGUAGAAAAUAAGAUGAAAUUAUAAUAAAGAGAAUAAUAAUAAUAAAAAAAUUAAGCUUCUUUAAAUUUUUAAUUUAUUACAGUA
This is a messenger RNA of Leptidea sinapis, 1358 nucleotides long. RefSeq names its product calcium and integrin-binding protein 1-like. Gene Ontology annotation, molecular function: calcium ion binding. Lineage: Eukaryota; Metazoa; Arthropoda; Insecta; Lepidoptera; Pieridae. The transcript has 5 exons. The record is from RefSeq and is a predicted model, not a curated record. The coding region runs from base 82 to 663 and encodes 193 amino acids.